Messenger RNA from Leucoraja erinaceus (little skate), 1828 nucleotides. RefSeq names its product SH2 domain-containing protein 6. The record is from RefSeq and is a predicted model, not a curated record. NCBI's taxonomy places the organism in Eukaryota, Metazoa, Chordata, Chondrichthyes, Rajiformes, Rajidae. Bases 713 to 1618 code for a protein of 301 amino acids. Gene Ontology annotation, biological process: cell surface receptor protein tyrosine kinase signaling pathway; intracellular signal transduction. The transcript is spliced from 14 exons.
ACACACUAUCCUACACAUUAUCCUACACAUUACUUUCAAGAGAGAGUUAGAUGGGGCUCUUAAAGAUAGCGGAGUCAGGGGAUAUGGGGAGAAGGCAGGAACGGGGUACUGAUUGUGGAUGAUCAGCCAUGAUCACAUUGAAUGACGGUGCUGGCUCGAAGGGCUGAAUGGCCUACUCCUGCACCUAUUGUCUAUUGCGUCAUUGUUUCUCCGACUCAGUGCUCUUGUGAAUGAAUCCCUGACUGACUGCUGUGUCUACUACUGUUGCCUCCACAAUUAGAAUUUCCACAUGAAACCUUCCUGAUCUCUUCAGCAUGCACACACCAGAGGUCGGGGUCGAACUCCGCGCGGCCCUUCCAGCAUUGUUUAUUUCCAGUAAACUUUAGUCAAUGAUCCCGCACACAGCCUUCGGCAAUGUGAUGAAAGUUAAUGAUUAGACGGGCAUCGGGACAACUAACUAGAGCUAUCUGCUGCGGGCUGUAGUCUAUGCAAAGCGUGGGGCGGUGAUCAAACAUAGAUGUUCUCUGGCUGAACAAUGGACCACCUUUGCAUGCCUUUGCAUUUGAAAUGACAAACAGUCGACUGGGAACUCAAUGAACAAGAAUUGGCGCAGUGUCCUGGCAGAACUGAUUGAGCCAGUCACGGAGGAAUUGGUCAAAGAGAAGCGGCUUAUUCACCAGUGCAUUCAAAGCCGGAUCAACAAGUGGAACAAAUGUGGUCUCACAAUGAGCCGGAUGAUGGCUGUGAUGAUGGAGAUACCUAUGAACCACCACCAAUUGAACGCCCCAUGAUCACCCCGACACCUGUCAAAAUGAAUAACAAUAGUGAAUACGUAGAGCGAGCCAUCAGAAGCAAGCCGGUUCCAAGUAUCCCAAUUACUGUUCCUAAACGACCAGUGAAUCUCCCAAAGGAUGAUGACGAUGGUGAAUAUUUGGAGCUGGACAUCGUGGAGAGCCGAGGAAGUAAAAAUAUGCCAGAUCCCCGACCGCUGCCAACCCUCCCUCGAGGUGUACAGCCACAUCCACAGCCAAAGCUUCCUGUUCCUAUUGGGAAAGCGCUUCCUCCGAAACCUCCCUUGUCUCCAGAAGAAGCUGGAAAUCCACCUUUACUGAGCAAAAGAAUGUUCCAUGGUCAAAGUAAAUACGCCAUGCUUGUGCCAACUCCAUUUAUCCAGAGCGGAUCGUUCACAAGAAUGCCAGAAGAUUUUACGGGGAAUAUAAGCACCAGCCCAAUACCUUCUUUGCAAAGUCCUUUUGGAGAGAAUGCCAAUUUACAGAGCAAGCCUUGGUUUACAAUCAAGUGCGAUCGGAAGGCAGCGGAGGUUGCAUUGCAUGAAAACGGCCAGGACGGUGCGUUUCUUGUUCGGCAUAGUUCGGGAUGUAAUGAACACCAACCGUACACAUUAGCUGUGUUGUACGGGAGAAGGGUUUACAACAUUCCCAUUCGCUUUAACGAAAGCAACAAUCACUAUAUCCUUGGGAAGGAAAAGGCAGGAGAGAAGGUCUUUAAAAAUCUUCCGGAAAUGAUUGAGCACUAUCAGCAGAAGUCGUUGGUCCUGAUCAACGAGCAGAACCAAGCUAAAGAUCCCACCUUACUGCUUCACCCGGUGCGACUGUGACCCGCAGGCACGUGGACGUUCUGGCCUGCUCUGAGAUGAAGCCGCAAUGUUGCCGUCUCAGCCGUGCCGGAGCAAGGAACCAUUGGCUUGCCUUCCUGGAGCCAAACUCAGCACCAAUUCAAUCCUUGGUCAUGUGCAAAGCAAGUCCCCGAGGCUGAACCAAUAUUUUUGUACAGCAUGCUUUUCUGGUGAAUAAAAAGUCUCCAUGCA